Messenger RNA from Frankliniella occidentalis (western flower thrips), 570 nucleotides. RefSeq lists its product as uncharacterized. Gene Ontology annotation, molecular function: sequence-specific DNA binding. The coding region runs from base 1 to 570 and encodes 189 amino acids. Lineage: Eukaryota; Metazoa; Arthropoda; Insecta; Thysanoptera; Thripidae. The record is from RefSeq and is a predicted model, not a curated record. The transcript is spliced from 4 exons.
AUGGGCGCAAAGAAGAAGAGGUGUUGUGUGUCCGGGUGCUCUGCUUAUGCCGUGUCAGGUGAUGGAAAGACAGUUUUUCACUUCCCGCCUGACAUGCGCAGGCGCCGCAAGUGGCUGAAAGUCAUAGGGAACAUUGAUCUUUUACUCACAGCUGACUCGACAUUAUCAUCAUCUCGAUUUGUAUGCCCUGCACAUUUUGAGAACAACAUGUUCUGGGACAAAUUCCAUCAGAGGUUGCAGAGGCAUGCUGUUCCAACUAAAUUUGGUCCAAACCAUCAGGAACUGUCAGAGAGCCAGAUGGUAGCUUGGGACAGUAGGCAUGGAAUAGCAACUCCAUUUAUUUUCUCGGCAACCUCUGACCAGUCCUUUGAAGACACAUCAGCAGCCUCCAUAACAGUGGACAAGGUGACAGAGAAUCCCGAGCAGACCUCAAUAAGGAGCCAUUUUGGAAGUUCUUCUGCCUCACCAGGUGGGUUCCCAAGUUUUAGCCUGCACUUCUACUAUAAAAAGGCCAUUCUCCCAGUUCUACCAGUUCAUUUUAAAUUAAAUGUGCACAUUUAUCAGCUGUAA